ACAACUACAACUGCUAGCACCACAACUACAACUGCUAGCCCCACUACCACAACUGCUAGCCCCACAACCACAACUGCUAGCCCCACAACUACAACUGCUAGCCCCACAACCGCAACUGCUAGCACCACUACCACAACUGCUAGCCCCACAACUACAACUGCUAGCUCCACAACUACAACCGCUAGCCCCACAACUACAACUGCUAGCCCCACAACUACAACUGCUAGCACCACAACUACAACUGCUAGCCCCACUACCACAACUGCUAGCCCCACAACCACAACUGCUAGCCCCACAACUACAACUGCUAGCCCCACAACCGCAACUGCUAGCACCACUACCACAACUGCUAGCCCCACAACUACAACUGCUAGCUCCACUACCACAACUGCUAGCCCCACAACUACAACUGCUAGCCCCACAACUACAACUGCUAGCCCCACAACCACAACUGCUAGCCCCACAACCACAAAUGCUAGCCCCACAACUACAACUGCUAGCUCCACAACUACAACCGCUAGCCCCACUACCACAACCGCUAGCCCCACAACUACAACUGCUAGCACCACAACCACAACUGCUGGCCCCACUACCACAACUGCUAGCCCCACAACUACAACUGCUAGCCCCACAACUACAACUGCUAGCCCCACAACCACAACUGCUAGCCCCACAACCACAAAUGCUAGCCCCACAACUACAACUGCUAGCCCCACAACCACAACUGCUAGCCCCACAACUACAACUGCUAGCCCCACAACUACAACUGCUAGCCCCACAACUACAACUGCUAGCCCUACUACCACAACUGCUAGCCCCACUACCACAACUGCUAGCCCCACAACCACAACUGCUAGCCCCACAAUCACAACUGCUAGCCACACCACCACAACUAAUAGCCCCACAACUACGGCUACUAACCCCACAACUGGGACUACUAGCCCCACAACUGAGACUACUAGCCCCACAACUGCUUCUAUUAGCCCCACAACUGGGACUACUAACCCCACUAGUAUUAACCCCACAACUGGGACUACUAGCCCCACUAGUACUAGCCCCACAACCGGGACUACUAGCCCCACAACUGAGACUACUAGCUCUACAACUGAGACUACUAGCCCCACAACUGCUUCUAUUAGCCCCACAACUGGGACUACUAGCCCCACAACUGCUUCUAUUAGCCCCACAACUGGGACUACUAACCCCACUAGUACCAGCCCCACAACUGGGACUACUAGCCCCACAACUGCGACUACUAGCCCCACAACUGGGACUACUAUCCCCACUAGUACUAGCCCCACAACUGGGACUACUAGCCCCACAACUGGGACAACUAACCCCACUAGUACUAGCCCCACAACUGGGACUACAAGCCCCACAACUGGGACGACUAACCCCACUAGUACUAACCCCACAACUGGGACUACUAGCCCCACUAGUACUAGCCCCACAACUGAAACUACUAGCCCCACAACUGAGACUACUAACCCCACAACUGGGACUACUAACCCCACUAGUACUAUCCCCACAGCUGAGAUUACUAGCCCCACAACUGCAACUACUAGCCCCACAACUACCACUACUAACCCCACAACUGGGACUACUAACCCCACUAGUACUAGCCCCACAACUGAGACUACUAGCCCCACUAGUACUAUCCCCACAGCUGAGAUUACUAGCCCCACAACUACAACUACUAGCCCCACAACUACCACUACUAACCCCACAACUACCACUACUAACCCCACUAGUACUAACCCCACAACUGGGACUACUAACCCCACUAGUACUAUCCCCACAGCUGAGAUUACUAGCCCCACAACUGCGACUACUAGCCCCACAACUACCACUACUAACCCCACUAGUACUAACCCCACAACUGCAACUAUUAGCCCCAUAACUAUGACUACUAGCCCAACAACUGGGACUACAAGCCCCACAACUGGGACUACUAACCCCACAACUGGGACUACUAGCUCCACAACUGGGACAACUAACCCCACUAGUACUAGCCCCACAACUGGGACUACUAGCCCCAGUAGUACUAGCCCCACAACUGGGACUACUAGCCCCACAGCUGAGACUACUAACCCCACUAGUACUAGCCCCACAACUGGGACUACUAGCCCCAGUAGUACUAGCCCCACAGCUGGGACUACUAGCCCCAGUAGUACUAGCCCCACAACUGGGAGUACUAGCCCCACAGCUGGGACUACUAGCCCCACAACUGCAACUACUAGCCCCACAACUGGGACUACUAACCCCACUAGUAUUAACCCCACAACUGAGAUUACUAGCCCCACAACUGCAACUAUUAGCCCCAUAACUAUGUCUACUAGCCCAACAACUGUGACUACUAGCCCCACAAUUGAGACUACUAGCCCCACAACUGGGACUACUAACCCCACUAGUACUAGCCCCACAACUGGGACUACUAACCCCACUAGUAUUAACCCCACAACUGGGACUACUAGCCCCACUAGUAUUAACCCCACAACUGGGACUACUAACCCCACUAGUACUAUCCCCACAGCUGAGAUUACUAGCCCCACAACUGCAACUAUUAGCCCCAUAACUAUGACUACUAGCCCAACAACUGUGACUACUAGCCCCACAAUUGAGACUACUAGCCCCACAACUGGGACUACUAACCCCACUAGUACUAGCCCCACAACUGGGACUACUAACCCCACUAGUACUAGCCCCACAACUGGGACUACUAACCCCACUAGUACUAGCCCCACUACUGGGACUACUAACCCCACUAGUACUAGCCCCACAAUUGAGACUACUAGCCCCACAACUGGGACUACUAACCCCACUAGUACUAGCCCCACAACUGGGACUACUAACCCCACUAGUACUAGCCCCACAACUGGGACUACUAACCCCACUAGUACUAGCCCCACUACUGGGACUACUAGCCCCACAACUGGGACUACUAGCCCCGCAACUGGGACAACUAAACCCACUAGUACUAGCCCCACAACUGCGACUACUAGCCCCACAACUGGGACUACUAACCCCACUAGUACUAACCCCACAACUGGGACUACUAGCCCCGCAACUGGGACAACUAAACCCACUAGUACUAGCCCCACAACUGGGACUACUAGCCCCGCAACUGGGACUACUAACCCCACUAGUACUAGCCCCACAACUGAGACUACUAGCCCCACAACUGGGACUACUAACCCCACUAGUACUAACCCCACAACUGGGACUACUAGCCCCGCAACUGGGACAACUAAACCCACUAGUACUAGCCCCACAACUGGGACUACUAGCCCCGCAACUGGGACUACUAACCCCACUAGUACUAGCCCCACAACUGAGACUACUAGCCCCACAACUGAGACUACUAGCCCCACAACUGGGAACACUAACCCCACAACUGGGACUACUAACCCCACUAGUACUAGCCCCACAACUGAGACUACUAGCCCCACAACUGGGAACACUAACCCCACAACUGGGACUACUAACCCCAGUACUACCCCUACUACUAAUCCCACAACUGCAGCUGCUAUGACUACUCCAGCUCCACCAGCCAUCUCUGUAGACACAUAUAACAGAACUGCAGAUGUGACGAUAAAGAUUAUGCAGAAUUUUACAGAAGAACUGGAAAACAAAUUGAGUCAAGCGUACAUAGAGUUCGAAAAGAAUUUUAAACAGCAGAUGAAUGAAGUUUACCGCGGCGUCGCUGGAUACUUGGGUGUGAAAAUCAAAACCCUCAGGUCAUCCUCAUUAACUGCUCCGUGUCCAGAGAGACCUGCUUGCAGUAAUCACACCUGCUGCCCGUGCCGCGCGCUCACACACACUGGAACGGCUCGCUUUCUUUUAAAGGGGACACGCGUUUUAGCAAACACGCACUUCCAUUAGAAAACAGCGGGUGCCACG
Molecule: messenger RNA, 3900 nt
Organism: Acipenser ruthenus (sterlet)
Lineage: Eukaryota; Metazoa; Chordata; Actinopteri; Acipenseriformes; Acipenseridae
Product: mucin-2-like
Exons: 3
Source: RefSeq, a predicted model, not a curated record